AGAAAGCCAAAAACCAAAAAAGAAAAAAAAGUUCAGCUUUUGACUCAAACAAAUCGAUCCAACCAUGGAGUUAUCAGCACUAAAACAUCCAAUUCACAAACAUCUUUUGUACCCUUCAACUCAAUUUCUCUUUGCUGAUUGCGAAGGUUGUCGUGUAGGAGGUUUCAUCUACGGAGGCUAUCGUUGCAAUGAAUCUAAAUGUUACAACGAUUCUGUUUGGUUCCAUAAGGAGUGUGUCGAGUCACCAUUGGAAAUCAACCAUCCUUGUCAUCCUGAACAUCCUCUUUUUUUCACCGAGCAGAUAGGUUGGAAAACGUGUCAUCUGUGCGGAGUUGAAUACAUCAGAGGUGGUUAUUGCUGUGCGAUAUGCGGUUUUGUCAUAGAUAUGGCUUGUUCACUAAAACCACUGCCUCCUCCAGUUAUUGAGCAUCCAAUGUUUCAUGAGCAUUCACUUGUCCGCACAAAGAAAACAGUGUACGCGUAUCCUCUUUGUAAAAUAUGCAAUAAUGGUAUUAAUGAAGAACAUGCCUAUGAAUGCCUUACUUGCAGAGAUGUUAAUUUUCACUUGGACUGCGUCAAUCAGUCAAGAGAGGUAGACCAUUCGUCUCAUUCAAGUCACGUUCUUGAGUUCUUCACAUCUGAAUCACUUUUAGAAAACGCUGAGAAGACGUGUAUUUUGUGUGGAAAAGAAUCAAAACAUGUGCUUUAUCAUUGUUCUAAAUGCAACUUCAGCAUAUGUUUUUACUGCAAGAGGAAUCCUCCACCACUCACUGUUGAACAUACCAAGACCCACAAGCAUAAGCUCUCCCUCUUGGCAAGACGAGUCUCGUUUACUUGUAAUGUUUGUGGGUUGCAAGGAGAUCGAAGUCCUUAUGCAUGUAUUGAGUGCAGUUUCUUAGUUCAUCGAGAAUGCAUUGACUUGCCUCGCGUCAUAAACAUCAACCGUCAUGAUCACCGCAUCUCUCUCACUGAUCAUAUUGGGCGUGGGAAUCUGAAGUGUGGAGUCUGUCACAAAAGUGUUGAUCAGUACUGCGGAGGUUAUACUUGCUCCAUUUGCCCUGAUUUUGUUGUUCAUUCGUCAUGCCCAAUAAAACACAAUGUGUGGGAUGGAAUAGAACUCGAAGGGAUCCCUGAAGAAGAAGUUAUUCCUCCUUUCGAGGUGGUGGGUGAUAACUUGAUAAAGCAUUUCAGCCAUGAUCAUCAUAUUCUUAGACUAGAGAGUACUGAUGGUACUACAACUCGUGAUGAAAAAACAAGAUGUGAAGCAUGCGUCUCUCAUGUCUAUUCUGAUCCGGUCUACAGCUGUGAGCAAUGUGAUUUCAUCCUCCACGAGACAUGCGCGAAUCUUCCAAUGAAAAAACGACUUCCGUUUUGCAACAUACAAUUCAAACUAUCUGCUCCUGACAUGGAUUCAUACAAAGCCUUUGAGUGUGAUGCAUGUAAAACAAUAUUUAGCGGUUUCAGGUACGUGGCAGGUGGAAUCAAUAUUGAUGUACGUUGCGGUACGUUUUCAGAACUGGAAUCCUAUGAUUUCCAUGACCACCCUAUAUAUUAUACUCAUAAGAAUAAUUAUCUGAGGUGUCGAGCAUGCCAAAGACAUUUGCCACUAGAUAUGCUCACUUGUUAUGACUGUGACUUUGAGUUGGAUUUCCGAUGCUUUAAUUUGCCAAGGGUGGUGAAGUAUAAAGAUGAUGUGCCUCCUCUUUCCUUAUGUUAUGGCGAAGAGGAUCCUAGUGGUAAAUACUGGUGUGAUAUUUGUGAGGGUGAAACAAAUCCGAAAUACUGGUUCUACACUUGCUCUCACUCUGGGGUCACACUGCAUGUCCAGUGUGUUCUUGGAGAUUUCUCUUUUCUCAUGCCAAGACGCAUAAUGCAAUACUUUGGGGAUUGGAAAAUUGAAGUGGUUCCUAACAACCACUGUUCUCGCCCGUUCUGUGCUUGUUGUCAAUAUCGAUGUAUAGGCCCUUUCUUUCUGAAGAUUUCUAAUCCGGAAAUCAUUUACAUUUGUUCUAGAAAGUGUUUUAGACGUCAGCUAUCCUUGUUGAUCCAUGUUCCCAGUGGCAAGAUCCUUCACGUGUGAGAAAGCAAAAUCCACGUUAUGAACACUACGUCUUCUCUUUCUAUGUUAUGGACUUGUGGUAUUCUCAUUUUAGUCUCAUAUUAUUUUCAAAUAAUUAAGUGGUGCUCUGCUUCCUGUUCCUGGUUUGUAGGACAGAGUAACGCACGUUCUAUCUCCAUUAUGCCUUUUCAGUCCAUGUUUCAGUUGGUUUGUGUAUGAACUAUCAUAUUUGCUAUUAUAGUUAUUAUAAACACUAGAA
This is a messenger RNA of Eruca vesicaria subsp. sativa (arugula), 2318 nucleotides long. The record is from the annotation of a GenBank genome assembly. NCBI's taxonomy places the organism in Eukaryota, Viridiplantae, Streptophyta, Magnoliopsida, Brassicales, Brassicaceae.